UGUGUAGAGAUGUGUAGAGGACUUGGUUGUAUUGAAUAGUGAAUAUAUAUUUUCUGUAGUUUUUUUUGGACUUUGGAGUGAAGAGAGAAAGAUGGGUAAGUUCAAAAGGGUCUGUGUCUUUUGUGGAAGUAAUUCAGGGAAUAGAAAGAUAUUUGGAGAUGCAGCUCUUGAUCUUGGAAGACAAUUGGUGGAGAAGAAGAUGGAUUUGGUGUAUGGAGGAGGGAGUGGUGGGCUGAUGGGGUUGGUUUCUCGAACAGUUUUUGAUGGUGGAUGUCAUGUUCUAGGAGUUAUCCCAAAUGCACUUGUUCCACUUGAGAUAUCUGGCCGUGCAGUGGGAGAAGUGUUGAUUGUAUCAGAUAUGCAUGAAAGGAAGGCUGAAAUGGCUCGCCGAGCUGAUGCUUUUGUUGCUCUUCCUGGAGGUUAUGGUACUAUGGAAGAGUUGCUUGAGAUAAUAGCCUGGUCCCAGCUUGGAAUCCAUGACAAACCAGUAGGUCUCUUGAAUAUUGAUGGAUAUUAUGAUUGCUUGCUGGGAUUGUUUGACAAAGGAGUGGAAGAAGGAUUUAUUAAUCCAUCUGCUAGGAAUAUUGUCAUAUCUGCACAAACUUCUCGAGAGCUGCUACAGAAGAUGGAGGAAUAUAUACCUGUGCAUGAUCAAGUAGCACCAAAACAAAGUUGGAACAUAGAGGGAAACCAGAACGGAAGUUUGUAGCUCUUCAUUUUUGUUUGCCAUCCAAGAAUGAAAUGGGCCUUAUUUGCAACAACACCAUAUUUCUAAAAGGCUGUUGGCAUUGUGUGUGCAAGCGGAUAAAGAUUCACAAGAGACAAUUGAUAUUCCAAAUGGAUAGAGGGUGCUACUUGUUCACAAAGACCCUUUCUUGAUUUGUGCUUGAUAGACUAACUUCACAAAAAUGAAUAUUUAUAUUUUCCUGAAAAAGGAAUAAAUAUAGUAUAGCUUCAACA
Quercus lobata is the source of this 960-nucleotide messenger RNA. Its product is annotated as probable cytokinin riboside 5'-monophosphate phosphoribohydrolase LOGL1. Bases 92 to 709 code for a protein of 205 amino acids. The transcript is spliced from 7 exons. Gene Ontology annotation, biological process: cytokinin biosynthetic process. Gene Ontology annotation, molecular function: hydrolase activity, hydrolyzing N-glycosyl compounds. Lineage: Eukaryota; Viridiplantae; Streptophyta; Magnoliopsida; Fagales; Fagaceae. Gene Ontology annotation, cellular component: cytosol; nucleus. The record is from RefSeq and is a predicted model, not a curated record.